This is a messenger RNA of Crotalus tigris (Tiger rattlesnake), 2917 nucleotides long. RefSeq names its product fibroblast growth factor 1 (gene FGF1). The coding region runs from base 1 to 492 and encodes 163 amino acids. The record is from RefSeq and is a predicted model, not a curated record. The transcript has 4 exons. Gene Ontology annotation, biological process: positive regulation of gene expression; animal organ morphogenesis; regulation of cell migration. Lineage: Eukaryota; Metazoa; Chordata; Lepidosauria; Squamata; Viperidae. Gene Ontology annotation, cellular component: cytoplasm. Gene Ontology annotation, molecular function: fibroblast growth factor receptor binding; growth factor activity.
AUGGAAGUCCAAGGAAGGGAAAGCGAUGUCUGGAGGGAAAUUAUGACAUUUACUGCCAUGACAGAAAAAUUUGAUCUGCCAAUGGCAGAUUACAACCAGCCCAAGCUUCUUUAUUGCAGCAAUGGAGGUCAGUUCCUGAGAAUCCUUCCAGAUGGCAAAGUGGAUGGCACAAGGGACCGGAACGACAAUCACAUUCAGUUACUGCUCAGCACAGAAUAUUUUGGUGCUGUGUACAUAAAAGGCAUUGGAUCUGGACUAUACUUGGCUAUGGAUGUCAAUGGACGCUUACAUGGCUCGCAGUUGCCAACAGCAGAGUGUGUGUUCCUGGAAAAGUUGGAAGAAAAUAAUUACAAUACGUACAAGUCAAAGAUGCAUGCAGAUAAGAACUGGUAUGUUGCCUUGAAGAAGAAUGGAAACAGCAAAUUGGGACCGAAGACUACUUAUGGCCAGAAUGCCAUUCUUUUCCUUCCUCUGCCAGUGUCACCUGAUUAGGUUGCUUCUGCCCCACCCUUAGAAAAGUUGCCCUUUAAAAUUAAGCAGCCAGUGAACUUUCCCCUUUUGUCCCUUCUGAUUUGUUCUCAUACUGGAAAUAAAAAAAUAUGGACCACAAAGUACUUGAGAUAGAAAAUAUACACUGCAUCUCUAAAAUGUCCAUUCAGCCUCAACAAUUCCAUUGACAUGCUAUAGCAUUACCUACAAAUGAAUCAAUUAAUAGCCCUAGAAAAGCAUUCAUCUUAGUGUAUAGUUCCCAUAACCAUAUACAGCCUAUAAUACAGCUUCCCACUUUGAAAGUGCAUAUUUAGGUCACAGCCCAUUUCAAGGUGAUAUAAAACAGCUUUUAAGAAUACUUGUGUAUCACACAGAAGCAAAAUCAAUACUUACACUAUACAACCAUUUAAAACAAAUAGACUGUGUGCCAAGGGCAAAGAAAUAUAUAUAUUUAUAUUUAUAUAAAUAUAGAGUAUCUUUAUAGGUGAGCCGUCCUUUGCACACGGCUCCUAGCUCUUGUCAUAGGUCCUAAUUGAUUUGGCUGUGUUCUAAUUAUGGCUUCCAUAUUGAUGACUCCUCUUUUUUUGCUUCUACUGCUUGUGAGUGUGCCAUUACUCACUUCUAUCUCCCCCGAUCUUGGAUUAGGAAGGUUCUCUCCACCCCUUUUUUGGUUGGUUAGAUCGUCCGUAUCUCUAAAUUGCUCCCUCUUCUCGUACUCACAUCUCCCACCUUCCUCCUUCCUCUGCUCCUUACUUACUCCCCCGUUGCCAUCCCUUAUUCUAUGGGGGCGCGCCCUCAGUCUUUCUCUCCAUCUCGUGUUCUAUAUAGAAUUAUAUUCACAAUUAUGAAUAUUUAUAUCAUUCAUAUAUAUAAUUAUGAAUAUAAUUUCCCACUCCCAAACUUUGGGUCCCUGAAUUGAUGUGAGGUUUUCAGUCCAGCCAGUUGUUUCUCACCAUGCCAGAAAACUGAUGGACACUUGAGGUAGUCCUCAAGUUACGAUCACAAUUGAGCCCCAAAUUUAUGUUGCUAAGUGAAACAUUUGUUAAGUGAGUUUGCCCCAUUUUACAACUUUUCUUGCCACAGUUGUUAAGUGAAUUAUUGCAUUUAUUAAAUUAAUAACAUGUUAAGUGAAUUUAGAUUCCCCAUUGACUUUGCUCGUCAGGUCACAAAGGGGACCACAUGACCCUGGGACACUGCAGCCAUGAUAAAUAUGGUCUACUUGCCAAGCAAGUGACCGUGGGGAUGUUGCAAUGGUUGUAAGUGUGAAAAACGGUCAUAACCCAUUUUUUUUCAAUGUCAUUGUAACUUAGAACAGUCACUAAAUGAAUUGUAAGUCAAGGACUACCUGUACUUGGUUUUGUUGGAAAAAAAUUACAAAGUGGGUGGACUACCUGUAAACCAUAGGAACGAUGCCUCUGAUUAAAAGCCUGAUGAUAACGUUGGUACAGUAUGUGGUUGAAUCAACAGACUCCCUAGCUAUAGUCUACAGCAGGGGUGUCAAACUGCUGGCCUACGGGCCAGUUGCAUCAUGCAGAGGCCGCACCCACCCCAGCUCCGGCAAUGCAAAAAAAGUCACGAUACAUUGCGACAUGUCACGUGACGUGGCAAGUUUGACACCCCUGGUCUAGAGUCAUUCUUAACUGGCCUUUUUCCGUGUGAGAUUUAUUUAUUUAUAUUGAUUUCAAAAAUGCUGUACUCCAGGUGACUCUGGGUUCUUUAUGUAAUAAUAGCCGAACAAUAAAAAGAGAAUCAGAUGAUAAGCAUUCACAUUGAAUACAAAAGUGGUUUACCGAAAAUAGUCCCAUGUAACAUCAUUAGUGUUGGAGCCAUAUGGAUCUCUGGGGGAAAAUGAUUCCAAAGUUCUGUUAACUCUGUUGAACAGAAGAGACUUGAAGUGCAUGAACUCUGCUAGAUUUUAUCAGAUGGGCAAAAACAAGAUAUGCAGGACCCUUUUUAACAUCCAGAUCAGAGGUACUAUACGGAUUCAUAGGUUUAAUUCCAGAAAUGUCUGUGGCUUUGAAAGAAUAAGCCAGUGAGAGUAAUUAUACUAUUGUUAUAAAGAUAAUGCACAUAUUACAUGUACAACAGCCAUUCAAAUGGAAGAUAGGAGAGCAAGAGUUAGGAAAGGAACACUGGAGAAUUGAAUGAAAAUUAUUAUCACCUUGCAUAUAAUUCAGAAUCUUCAAACUGAAAGAUAUGCAUUGUGAAUUGCUGCAUUGUCCUGUGCUUGAAGCUAAGGUUUGAAGAAAAGUGCUGAAGUGCCCAAUAGGUUGAAUGUGAGCUGCAAAAGACAAUAGCAUGUUUCUCCUUAGAUAAAGAGGACCCAUUAGUUCAUGGUCCUGGAUUAUGUUAGGCUACUUGCAUAGAGCUCUGCUUGCUUUGGUUGUAUUGGUUUGCGUACAGUGCUUCUAACUAAAGAAAAUUUACA